Molecule: messenger RNA, 1379 nt
Organism: Saprolegnia parasitica CBS 223.65
Lineage: Eukaryota; Oomycota; Saprolegniomycetes; Saprolegniales; Saprolegniaceae
Exons: 8
Coding region: 22-1263 (413 amino acids)
Biological process (GO): intraciliary transport; non-motile cilium assembly
Cellular component (GO): cilium; intraciliary transport particle B; centrosome
Source: RefSeq, a predicted model, not a curated record
GCAGUCGAGUAGUACAGGAGCAUGGCGGACGAGGGCGACGACGUCGACGCGGGCAACAAGGACGAGGGCAACAAGGAGCCCCGGGCGCGCGAUGAUACGGCGGUCGCGAUCAUGGGCAAUGUCCUCGAGAAGCUUCGGAUCCUCGGCUACGACAAGGAGCUCUCCAAGAAGAAGAACUUUGUCCCGCUCACCGAUACGCAUUACGCCCUGGCGGCGACGAGCACGAGUGGCGGGCAGUUCAAAGGGUUCCUCGAGCUGGUCGUGUUCCUGAUGAAGAUCUGCGACCAAGACUUUGUCGUUGACAAGUACGACGACCCGAACACGAGCGUCAACAAGCUCAUUCUUGCGCUGAAAAUGAUGGGCUUCCCGCUCGACUUUCCCGCGGCCAAGCUCAAGCAAGGCUACGGCGAGGCUGUGUGCUCGGCGCUCGAGUUCAUCUGCGACAAGGCGCUCGCGGCCAAAGGUUUUAGCUGGACGAAACCCAAGUACCCCAAGGAAGAGUACGCUGAAGAAGCCGAAGUCGACGAGAACCUCGAGGUCGAAGCCGACGACGACGUGGUGGUGGAGGAAGAGGAAGAGCUGUACACGGAUUUGAUCCGUGCCAAGACCGAAGACUCGGAGCUCGAAGCGUCGACCAACCAAAUCAUCUUGGCGGCGGUGGACCCGCUGCUGUGGAAAACAGAGCUCGAGCGCGUCGGCCCCAAGCUCAAAUCCAAGAUCAAGGAGGACGACGGAAAGGAGUGGCACACGCACAUUGAGCAAACCAAGAAACACGAUGCGACGAUCCAAGAGAACCUCGCGUCGACGGCCGCGCAGCUCAAGGAGAUCACAAAGCAGCUGACCGAAGUCAUUGGCCGCAUGGACGCCAAGGAAAAGUACAUCAACAACCAGUUUGACCACUUGCGACAAGAGUACCAUCAAGUGAAAGAGAGGCUCCUCGCGGUGAGCGAGCGCUGCAAGGAAGGCACCGAGAAGGUCAACGGCAUGACCAACCAACACACGGAGAUCACCGAGCAGCUGCGAGAGACCAAGACGGACAUGGACAGCAAGGGUAGCAAGAUGACGGAUACAACACCGCUCGUACAAAUCAAGUCGGCGCUGCAGACCCUCAAGGGCGAGAUCAAGAACUUUGAGCUGCGCAUCGGCGUUGUCGGCCACACGCUCCUGCAGUCGAAAUCCAAGCACAAAAUGCACGGCAAACGCCCGGGGGACUCGAAAGCCGCGGACCCCGAGUACGACCACAGCGACGACGACUUGGAUUGAUCAUCCAAGUCGUCGUGAGUCUUCCCGAGUCGACUAGAGUCAACAACGCGCAGAGGUAUCGGUCGGCAAACUAUAGUAUGCGAAAUGUGAAUGUACCAAUGCCGUCGUUGCGCCGU